AUGCACGCAUCAUUAGGUUCUGCUGAAGGAAAGGAAAACAAGGCCUACAUGGCCAUGGGAGAAGAAGCGGUGGCAAAAGAACGAAACGGCAAAACGUUUAUCACAGGACUUCAUUUACCACCAUUCUUAUCUGCAUACCAAUCAAUGGCACGUGCGACUAACUGGCUUUCGUUUUCGCUCUCGCCCAUGGAAAUGCUCCGAACCUCUGAACCUCAGUUCGUGCAAUACGACGCCGCUUCAGCAACCAACUCGCAUCACUACUUUCUCGAUAACUUGUACGCUAACAACGGUAAUAUAUAUAGUAGCCACUUAGUAGUACUUACUUGCUUACCACUUCCUGCUUACUGGUUUGGUAAAAACAAGCGCACGUGA
This is a messenger RNA of Sphenostylis stenocarpa, 372 nucleotides long. Lineage: Eukaryota; Viridiplantae; Streptophyta; Magnoliopsida; Fabales; Fabaceae. The record is from the annotation of a GenBank genome assembly.